UAUUCCGUCCACACCCGCCUCACCGGCUGGGACGCGAAGCGCGCGUCGUGGCUGCGCACGCGCGGGCUCGACCCGGCCUCCCCCGCGGUGACCCGGCGCGUGGUGAUGGUGACGGGGUCGCAGCCGGAGCCCUGCAGGGGUGCCGGCGGGGACCACGCGUUGCUCCGCUUCCUCAAGAACAAGCUCGACUACUGCCGGCUCCACGGGCUGGAGCUCCUCUACAACACGGCGCUGCUGGAGCCGUCGAUGGUGGCUUACUGGGCCAAGAUCCCCGCCGUGCGCGCCGCGAUGCUGGCGCACCCGGACGCCGAGUGGGUGUGGUGGGUCGACGCCGACGCCGUCUUCACCGACAUGGACUUCUCGCUGCCGCUGGAGCGGUACGGGGGCCACGACCUGGUGGUGUACGGGUGGGACGGGGAGGUGUACGAGGAGCGGUCGUGGGUGGGGCUCAACGCCGGCGUGUUCCUCAUCCGGAACUGCCAGUGGUCGAUGGACCUCAUGGACGCGUGGGCGCGGAUGGGCCCGGCGUUCCCGGAGUACGCCGCGUGGGGGAAGACGCUGCGGGAGGAGCUCGAGGGGAAGCCCAACGACGAGUCCGACGACCAGUCGGCGCUCGUGUACCUGCUGUCCAAGCACCCGGCGCGGUGGGGGAACCGGACGCUCCUCGAGACGGGGUACUACUUCCAGGGGUACUGGGCGGAGAUCGUCGACCGGCUCGACGGCGUCGCCAAGCGCUACGAGGCCGUGGAGCGCGGCGGGAGGGGCGGCAGCUCGGGGCUCCGGCGGCGGCACGCGGAGCGGGAGCACCUGCGGUACGCGGCGGCGCGGGACGCGGCGGUGGGGAGGUCGGGAACCGUCCCCGGCCCCGCGGGCGGCGGGCAGAAGGGGUGGCGGCGGCCGUUCGUGACGCACUUCACGGGGUGCCAGCCCUGCGGCGGCGCGCCGGACCGCAAGUACACGCGGCGGCGGUGCGCGGAGGGGAUCCGGCGCGCGCUGGCGUUCGCGGACGACCAGGUGCUCCGCGCCUACGGGUUCCGCCACGCCGCGCCGCUCAGCGACAGCGUCGUGCCGCUGCCGUUCGACUACCCCGCCGCCGCGCGGUGAUGAAUUGAUGGCGGGUUGAUUGGCCGCGGCGGCGGUGGCGGCGGGAUGGGUGAUUAAUAGUAGUAUGAAGCGAUACUUUAUGAAUGGAAAUGGAAGCGGGCGUCAGUGUGCUGUA
Messenger RNA from Setaria italica (foxtail millet), 1219 nucleotides. Its product is annotated as probable glycosyltransferase 6. The annotation marks the transcript as partial. Gene Ontology annotation, molecular function: galactosyltransferase activity. The record is from RefSeq and is a predicted model, not a curated record. Gene Ontology annotation, cellular component: membrane; trans-Golgi network; endosome. Lineage: Eukaryota; Viridiplantae; Streptophyta; Magnoliopsida; Poales; Poaceae. The transcript has a single exon.